GUAGCAUCCCACUGCUGUCUUGUCACUAGGCCAAGGGAACACAGCAGCACACUCUUCGUACUUCCUGACUGUACCUUUCUCUCUCUCGCUCUCCUUCCGCUCUCCCUAUCUCUUCACCUCUCUCUCUCUAUCUCUGAGUUUUUGUAGGAGAGGGAUGUCCAGCCUCUCAGGUCCAAUCUGUUAGUGUAGCGAUGGGGCCUAGACUAGCUAAUUUCUUGGCUGUAAUCAGAUUAGCAGGCACUGAGCAGCUUUAGUUAGCCCCUGUCUCCCUGCAUGCCUGCAACCUGUCUAGUUAGCCAGUUAGCUAUUAGCGUUAGUGCUGGAGGAGACUAGAGGGGAGCUGUCAAGAGACUCAGCCUAGCGUCGUAGCCACAGCCUCGACGCUCCACUCAAACACUACACUGCCGACGCUACUACGUACUACUACUCCUGCUCAGCUCACUUCCUCUCCUGUCUUUCUGUCCCUGUCUCUCUCUCUCUCCCGUGCUGCUCAUCCCGGGGCAGUUACUGACUGCCUUUGUUUCUCUGCAUCACCUUGCAGUCAGUUGCCUGCCUGUGGGUUGGACCUCAGCACUUCUCACUUUUUCUCUCCAGCUCUCUUUUUAUUUCAAUCUGUCCGCUGUACCUACCUGGUCUUGCAAAAAUGUAUCGGAGCGCAAACCCAUGGAUCUCAAACUACCUGAGCCAUGUCAAGUUCUGCGGCCAAGAACUUGGGAGUGAGACCCCCAUCAAACUUGGGAAGGCAAGACUUUUACAGAAGAGGGCUCUUAGCUUCCAGAAAGUGUUCUUGUUCGAAGAGAAAAACACCCUGGCCAAGAACACCAAGGAUAUAGAUGUAAAUCUCUUGGCAAGCCUCCCUAAAGUUUCAGAAUUGAGGAAGCGUUUUGAAGGCAUCAGCCCAAGCACUAGCUGUGACUGGGAAAUGAACAGGAAGGAGAGGAUUGCCCGGCGGUUGGAGGGCAUAGAGAGCGAAGUGCAUCCCGCCAUAUUACCCAGCUGCCCAGGCCUGGUGACCAAUCAGCUGGUAGAGGAAGACACGCCCCGUUAUACACGUGCCUCGGACACCUGUGACCCCUGUGUUGUCACAGUACAACGUUACAGUAAGGAGGACAUGGAGAGUCCAGAGAUGAUGACCCAUCAGCUGGUCACUGCUCCAGAGAGGCAGUCCAGAGCCCGGUGCAGACCCGAGGAACAGACCCAGACCGUACUCACCGAACCCACAGACCCCUCUGGUUCCGACCUUGACUCCAAGGUGAAGCGGAUCGCUCGCUACAAGGCAGAAAGGCGUCGCCAGUUGGCCGAGCGCUAUGGUAUCUCGCUGGACCAAGAGCCAGGCACCACUGUCACCGACCACUUCUCUUCCCGAUACGGUGCCUCCUGUGGACUCAAGGAGUUGGCUUCUUCCUCUGAGAGGCAACAGGGCUACACACACCCAGAAACACGCUGCAGGGCAGAGUCUGUGGGGGACGAACACUCCUACACAUCCAGUAGAUCCAGGGUGGGUAGAGUGGCCCCCCCACCACAGGGCUAUGGCAAGCCUGACCAGGGGCGACCCAGGGUUGACUCGUUCACAGAGAGGGAGAGGGUGGAGAACCUGGAGAACCAGCGCAGGGCGGCUCAGCAGGAGAGGAACAUCAAAGCCCCCGAGCCGCAGCCGCCAUCUUCCUCCACCUACAUGGAUGUGACAUCGUCGACCUCUGCCAAAGUGCCCGUUGCUAAGCACAACACCAUCAUGGGGUUGCCUCCUAGCUCACCCAAGACUGGCCGGAAGUCCUUGCUGCCCUCACCCAAACAGGAGGUGUCCCCUGGGGACCUGUUCAUAGAGCAACAGCCCCACAACAUCCUCAGCAGACAGGGAAUAAGAGUUAGGGACAGACUGGCCAGGGAGGAGGGAGUUCGAAAGAGGAGUCCAGAGCUGGGCCACCAUGUCCACGAGGCCCCCCUGUACAGGAGACACCCCCAGAUCACCACCCGUUCCACAGCCUACCACCACCAUGACCCCCAGGCUCCGGCGUAUUCCACCACUGACUCUCCAGGCCCCAAGUCCUACUCUCACCACCAGCCUCAGCUCACCCGUUCUGGGCAGAGUGAUGACCCCAGCUAUCUGUCCAUGACUACUGGCCCCGGUUCCGGGGCACAGCAGCCCCAACAGCCUCUGCCAGAGGAGGAAAAGGAGAUGGAGGGAGAAGUGGAAGAAGAGGAGAAGAAGAGGGGAGCCCCUAGGGAGGGCAGACAGGAGGUGAAGACUGAGGGACUACUGAAGAGCAGGAAAGCUGUGCUGCCAUCAGAGAUCAGAGGAGUCCAGGGAGUGGGACAGGGGAGGGAGGCUGAGCCCAGAGGAGGGUACAUGGAAAGAGGGGGAGAGAGACCCAGGAUGAGAUGGGAGGAAUCGGACACAGACCACGAACCAAUCAGACCUACGGAACAACCCAUGACCCGCCUGCAGGCCGCCGAGGUCAGAGCAGAGCUCAGAGCCUCCAGAGAGAAGGGCCAACAACUGUGGAGUGACAACGCCAUCUACCUCCAGAGAGGCGUUGCCCCCGCCUCUACCCACAUCCAGAACAGGGGAGGAGGCCCAACUGCCACCACCAUGACCACUGAUGCCUUCAUCUCCUCCAUCCGCUCCUCAUCCGACACUGGGCCCCAUGGGGCCCCUAGAGGCUCCAUCCCCAGGGCCCAGGAGCCAUGGUCGUUCAAAGAGGCAGCAGGCCUGCAGAGGGGGGCCAUUGAAUAUGGGAUCAGAAAUAGAGACCAGAGACCACUAGAGACCAGGGACGCUCGUAUCUCUGUGGCCAAGCUUCGUCACUCCUACCUGGAAAGUGCUACGACUGCUACUGCCCCAGUCGUCAGGAAACCUGAGCUAGAGGAGGAACUAAAGUGGGUGCACCCAGGGGGGACGGAGGUUCCCUGGAGAGGGGUGCGGGACAAUGCAGUGGUCCCAUGGAGGGGGGACAGGGACAGGGGGCGCAGGCCCAGACUCUCUAUCUCACCUGGAGAGAGUAGAAUGACCUCAGAGAGGUUUAGGACUCAGCCCAUUACCACUGCUGAGAGACACCGGUCUGAUAGGUCUUGUUUGAGCCCAGAUCUACCAAGCACUGAAGCCGAUGAAGAGAAAUUGGAUGAGCGGGCCAAGCUGAGUGUUGCAGCCAAGCGUUCUCUCUUCAGGGAGUUGGAGAGGAACACGGAUGGGGGCUCCCCAAAACCCCCAUCACGGAACGUGGCCAUGGAGAGGCGACUGAGACGCACCCAGGACCGCUCCCAUACCCAGCCAGUCACUACUGAGGAGGUGGUCAUUGCUGCCACCCUGCAUGCGUCCUCACAGGAGAGUGCUCCAGCCAGGGAGCAGGCCAGGCAGACCCAUAAUGCACCAGAGGUCCAGAGAGAGGCCCAGCGGACGUCCUCCAAGCUCCUCCAGACUUCUUCUCCUGAGGAGAACCAGCCCCAGACCCAGAAUCAUCAGGGCCAGGGGGAUGCUGAGCCGGAUCUGUCCACCUUAAGCUUGGCAGAGAAGAUGGCUCUGUUCAACAGGCUGGCCCAGCCAGCCACCAGGGUGAUCCGCAACAGGCCGGACAGCAGGGGGCGCAGGGCCAACGCCCGUUACCAGACCCAGCCCAUCACCCUGGGAGACCUGGAGCAGAUCCAUAACGGGGCCAAGUUGGGGCAGCUAUUCUCAUCUGCCCUCAGACCUGGGGCCACGGUCGCCACAGACCACGCAGGGGUCAUCAACUUAGCCACUGGGGGCGGGGGUAGCCCAGCAGAGGCACCCAACCCUGGGUACUACGAAAGGUCCAUCCCCCACCACCCUAGCCCUCCCACCCAGAUCACAGAACCCUCCAAUGCCGUCUGGAGGUCUGUGCCUGGCCCCCACCACCAAGCCUCUCUGGAUCUCCAGGCGCACCAGUCUGACACAACCACCAUCCUCCCCCAGGGAGAGGAGGGCGAUCUGUGGGGAGGGAAGAGCAAGUUGCCCUCUCCGGAGGGAGGUGUCAGAGAGGCCCCCAUGCCUCAGUCCUGGUCUGGUGAGAGGGAGUGGGAGGAGGAGCAGCGUUUGGCCAGGAUGGGUGAGGGUGUGGAGCCCCAGCGUUUGUUGAAGGGGACAGAGACUGGUGGUGGUGGUCUCCACCAGGACCACAGGCAGCACCAGGAGCAGAGGGGCUAUCUGAGACAGUCAUCAUUAGACUUCCAGGACCCAGACGGACACAGAUCAAAGGUCAUCAGCACUGAGCUGCCAGACUCUAGUGUGUCAUCAUCGAGAGCAGCAGAGCAGCUAAGGAGUGCAUCUCUCUCUCCACACACACUGCUGCCUCAGGCUCGGGAGCUGGGCGGGGCGGACACACACACGGACGGCAGCAGUGGUCUGGGACACGCACACAGCCUGGUCCAGUCUGAGCAAGAGGACAUAGAGCUCUCAGAAGCCAUGUCGGCUAGACAGAUGUCCAUCAAAGACAGGCUGGCCCUGUUGAAGAAGAGUGGCGAGGAGGACUGGAGGAACAGGAUUAAUCGGAAGCAGGAUGUGGUGAAGGUGGCCGUGUCAGAACAUCAUGCUCAGCUAUGGGAGGUGGAGCAGAGCUUCAAGAAGAAGGAAGAAGGGAUGCUGAUUAAUGAGUUGGCUGUGUCUGAUCAGCUCUGGCAGAGGAUGGGAGGGGGAGAGGAGACUACGGAAAACCAGAACCAGCCUAUUGAGAUGUCUAUCCAUGAGAGGAAGCAGCUGAUCGUGGCCCGAGAAGAGGCCUGGAAGUCCAAGGGCCACGGGGCCGCUAACGACUCCACACAGUUCACUGUGGCCGCGCGCAUGGUCAAGAAAGGUCUGGCUUCUCCUUCUGCUCUCUUGAACCCUGUGACGUCUCUCCCUUCCAAACCUAAGAACACCACUCCUGCCAUCUCCAAGCCCCUGGAAGAGAUCGAGGCCAAACCGGACAUGAACCUGGAGUCGGACAGGAAACUCGAUAAGCUGGACUCUUUCUUGAGCAAGUUGAACAGUAAAGGAAUCCUGCAGGAAUCCACCAUCACAGUGACGAAGAAGACGGUCAAAGAUGUCAUGAAUCUGGAUGAUGAGAUGUUCGACAAGUUUUACCGCCACAUGGCCGAGAUGCCCCUCAACAUGAACAGCAAGGUGGACAUCAAUGACGACUUUGACGACAUCUUCGGUGGUACCCAGAUGCCCAAGCUGACCUCAGCCAUGGUGGAGCACAAGCGGUCGGUGCGUCCAGUGCGCAACGUCCAGUCGUCCAGGAACCCUCUGAAGAUGCUGGCGGCCAGAGAGGACAUCCGACACGAGUACACAGAGCAGAGACUCAACAUUGGCCUGCUGGAGAGCAAGAGGAUGAAGCAAGAGAAGAUGAAUAAAAAUAGUGGAUUCUCUGAGGUGGCUCUGGCGGGUCUGGCCAGUAAGGAGAACUUCAGCAGUGUCAACCUGCGUCGUGUCAACAUCUCCGACCAGAUGUCCAACAACAGCGCUGUGCCCUACAAGAAACUCAUGCUCUUGCAAGUUAAAGGCCGACGGCACAUCCAGACCAGACUAGUGGAGCCCAGAGCAUCCUCUCUAAACAGCGGGGAUUGCUUUCUGCUCAUCACACCCCAUCACUGCUUUGUCUGGACCGGAGAGUUUGCCAACGUCAUCGAGAAGGCCAAGGCUGCUGAGCUGGCCCAGUUCAUCCAGACCAAGAGAGACCUGGGUUGCCGUGCCAAUUAUGUAGAGCUGAUCGAGGAGGGUAUCAACACACACAGCUACGCUGCCAAGGAGUUCUGGAAGAUUCUGGGUGGACAGAUCAGCUACCAGUCCGCAGGGACACCAGACGAGGAUGAGCUGUAUGAGAGCGCCAUCGUAGAAACCAAUUGCAUCUACCGCCUAGUGGACGACAAACUGGUCCCCGAUGACGACUUCUGGGGGAAGGUUCCCCGAUGCACGCUGCUCAGCCCCAAACAGGUGUUGGUGUUUGACUUUGGCAGUGAGGUGUACGUGUGGCACGGUAAGGAGGUGACUCUGGCCCAGAGAAAAGUUGCCUUCCAGCUGGCUAAACACCUGUGGAACGGAACCUUCGACUACACAAACUGUGACAUUAACCCCCUGGACCCUGGAGAGUGCAACUCACUCAUACCCAGGAAAGGCCAGGGCCGUCCAGACUGGGCUAUGUUUGGAAGGUUGACGCAACACAACGAGACCACCCUGUUCAAGGAGAAGUUCCUGGACUGGACAGACUCCAAGAAGAAAGGUACCAUCAAGAACGGCCAUGAGCACCUCAACGAAAACAACAAGGAGCAGCAGAGCCCGGAACAGAACAUGAUGCGGGCCUAUGAUGCCUCCCUGAUGCUGCCAUUGCUCCAGACCCCGGUUCGUACGGUGUUGGAUGGGGUGGACCUGGGCCGGGGCUAUGGCCCGGUGGCGGGGGAUGACCGCAGGCACUUUGAGAUCAGCACCACCGCUGUGGACAUCUGGCACAUACUAGAGUUUGACUACAGCCGGCUGCCCAAGCAGAGCAUCGGACAGUUCCAUGAGGGAGACACCUAUGUGGUGAAAUGGAAGUACAUGGUGAGCACAGCAGUUGGGAAGAGGCAGAAUCCGGAUGCGGUGAGGAGCGCAGGAGCUGGGAAGGAGAAGUGUUCCUAUUUCUUCUGGCAGGGACGGAAUUCUACCGUCAGUGAAAAGGGGACGUCAGCGCUAAUGACUGUUGAACUGGACGAGGAGAGAGGAGCACAGGUCCAGGUGCAGCAGGGGAAGGAGCCUCCAUGUUUCCUUCAGUGUUUUAAUGGAGGGAUGGUGGUCCAUGCAGGGAAGAGAGAAGAGGAGGAAGAGAACUCACAGAAUGACUGGCGGUUGUACUGUGUGCGGGGGGAGGUCCCGGUGGAGGGCCACCUGCUGGAGGUAGCAUGCCACUGCAGCAGUCUGCGCUCCCGGACCUCUAUGGUGCUUCUCAGCGUCUCUAAAGCAACCAUGUACGUGUGGCACGGCUGCAAGGCCCAGCUCCACACCCGCAACGUGGGGUGCACUGCCGCCGACAAGAUCAAAGAACAGUGUCCGUUGGAGGCAGGGCUCCACAGCAGCAGUAAGGUGACCAUCCAUGAGUGUGAUGAGGGGGCGGAGCCUACGGGAUUCUGGGAAGCUCUGGGAAGGAGAGAUAGGAAGGCCUACGACUGCAUGCUCCAAGAUCCAGGGAAGUUCAACUUCACCCCUCGUCUCUACCAGUUGAGCAGUACGUCUGGAGAGUUUGUUGCAAUGGAGUUCUUCUACCCAGCCAGAAUAAUGGAGGAGGUCAACUCACUGCCCUUCCUACAGGAGGACCUCUACACUGCCUCUCAACCAGCCCUCUUCCUGGUCGACAACCUCCACGAGGUCUACCUGUGGCAAGGCUGGUGGCCCCAGGACAGCGAGAGCCCUGGCUCUGCCCGCAUCCGCUGGGACGCAGACAGGAAGUGUGCCAUGGAGACGGUGCUGCAGUACUGCACAGAGAAGAAUGAGAAGACGCCACCCAAGGCGUAUCUGAUCCAUGCGGGACUUGAACCUCUAACCUUCACCAACAUGUUUCCAUGCUGGGAACACAGAGAGGACAUAGCUGAGAUCACUGAGAGGGAGGCAGAGGUUUGUAACCAGAUAAUUCUGGUAGAGGAUGUGUUGGCACGGCUGUGUAAGACCACCUACCCCCUGGCAGACCUGCUGGCACGGCCCCUACCCGAGGGAGUCGACCCCCUACGCCUGGAGAUCUAUCUAGACAAUGAUGACUUUGAGGGUGAAGGGGCUUAUGGGAAGAAAGCUCUGGAGAUGUCGAGGGAUGAGUAUGAGGUGUUGCCAGGUUGGAAGCAGGUGAACGUGAAGAAAGCCAAAGGAUUGUUUUAGUACGUUGGACAGAAGGCUUGACCACCGGAUGACAUCAUCAGCAAGCGACAGUCAGUACAUCGUGGUUCAGUUGUAACAGGAGCCCGCCACUGAGAACUCUUUAAUUUAACAUUUCACCCCUUCAUCUCCGGACUGGAGAGGGCUUGGGAACACACUUCUGAGAACCCUACCCUGGUUGGAGGGAGGGAAGAGGAAGAGAGACGCAGUGGUGGAAGGAGUGAGGAUCAACAGAGUUGUGCCAGACUCGUGUAUAGUUUUCUUCUUUUCUUUUAUUUGUAUGUGUUACCAGUUUUGUUUUGUAAUUCUAAAUGUAGGUAGUUCAGAGGUGUGCGAGUGAAUGUUGAGUUGAGGUUUGUAAUGUGUCGGCACCCGGCUUUUUAAAUCCACACUGUGUGUGUGCGUGCUCGUGCGUGCUCGUGUGUGUGCGUGCUCGUGCUCGUGUGUCUGUUUGUAUGUGUGCUUGCGUGCUCGUGUGUCUGUUUGUGUGUGUGCUUGCGUGCUCGUGUGUCUGUUUGUGUGCUUGUGUGCUCGUAUAUCUGUAUGUGUGUGGGUGUGACCAUGCAUUUACAGUAUCGCCUGUACAGCAGUUUGUCUGCGAGCAGGAGAACCACUCUGUUUGACACACCCCAAACAGACUCUCUGCAAGCUGUUCUUUGUGCAUUUGUGCAUUAGAAUAAAUCAUUUAUAUUUGUAUUUACUCCAUAUUAGGAAUAAAAAGCCUUUUGAGUAUUGUCUGUGAGAUAAGAAAUUAAAUGCAUUGUAUUGUUAUUCAUGUUGAGGUUGUCAUAUGUUGAUAAGUAGUUGGACAAUAAUGCUCCUUUCCCAAGAGACUGUACAUGUUGCCAUUUUUUUGCAUCUACUACAUUCUGAAGUGUCUGUCAUUGCUAGGCUGUCCUGCAUCAUUCAGGUGCUCAGAUUGAAGAGAAUUGUUGUAUUUUACAGGCAUGAAUUUAAAGAAUCUUAUAAAUUCAACAUUGUAUAGUGCCUUGCUUUUAUGUACAGUUUAUAUAUAGAACAGUAUUAGUCUGUGUUUUAAAGACUAUCUUUGUGAUAUAAAGGAUAUUAGAGAAAUAAACAUUGAAAUUAAAUCUAA
Molecule: messenger RNA, 8924 nt
Organism: Oncorhynchus tshawytscha (Chinook salmon)
Lineage: Eukaryota; Metazoa; Chordata; Actinopteri; Salmoniformes; Salmonidae
Product: supervillin
Exons: 40
Coding region: 644-7831 (2395 amino acids)
Biological process (GO): barbed-end actin filament capping; cytoskeleton organization; actin filament severing
Cellular component (GO): actin cytoskeleton; cytoplasm
Molecular function (GO): phosphatidylinositol-4,5-bisphosphate binding; actin filament binding
Source: RefSeq, a predicted model, not a curated record